Molecule: messenger RNA, 2068 nt
Organism: Triplophysa dalaica
Lineage: Eukaryota; Metazoa; Chordata; Actinopteri; Cypriniformes; Nemacheilidae
Gene: pcyt1aa
Product: phosphate cytidylyltransferase 1A, choline a
Exons: 9
Coding region: 184-1305 (373 amino acids)
Biological process (GO): CDP-choline pathway
Cellular component (GO): endoplasmic reticulum
Molecular function (GO): phosphatidylcholine binding; choline-phosphate cytidylyltransferase activity
Source: RefSeq, a predicted model, not a curated record
AUCCAGCCGCUUUUGUGGCUUCUGUCAUAUCGGAACGGCUCAUAUCGCUAACAUUGAGUCAUUUAAAUCCCAAGACACUCCCAACUUUAACCAAACUACGACCUGUUAACAACACCCAGAUAUCCCAAAUACCUACACCUUUAAAGACCGUUUAAGACACCAUCUGAACGAAUAGGAACCAGGAUGGAGGCCCACGGCUCAGCACGCUUGUCCAGGAAGAGAAAGAAGGAAGGUUCCAAUGGGGAGACUGAGGAGGGCGAGAAACCAUUGAAGCUAAAACGAUACACAGUGGGUCUAAAAUAUCCAGCUCCAUAUGCAGACCAGCUUGAGUCAAUGGAAGAUAAGCCAUAUCAGCGCGUCACCAUGGAGGAAGCUCGCAGAGGCACUCCAUCUGACAGGCCCGUUCGAGUGUAUGCAGAUGGGAUCUUCGACAUGUUCCAUUCAGGUCAUGCCCGAGCUCUCAUGCAGGCCAAAUGCCUUUUUCCCAACACGCACCUCAUUGUGGGCGUUUGCAGCGAUGAACUCACACACAAGUUAAAGGGCUUCACCGUCAUGAACGAUGACGAGCGUUAUGAUGCGAUCAGUCAUUGUCGCUACGUGGACGAAGUGGUCCGCAAUGCUCCUUGGACGCUCACGCCAGAGUUUCUGACCAAGCAUCGGAUUGACUUUGUGGCUCAUGAUGACAUCCCUUACUCAUCAGCCGACAGUGAUGAUGUUUACAAGGACAUCAAAGAAGCAGGAAUGUUUGCACCGACCCAAAGGACAGAGGGCAUUUCCACCUCUGAUGUCAUCACACGCAUUGUGCGUGAUUACGACGUAUAUGCCAGACGGAACCUUCAGCGUGGCUACACCGCUAAAGAGCUCAAUGUCAGCUUUAUCAACGAAAAGAAGUACAACCUUCAGGAGCGUGUGGACAAGGUGAAGAAGAAGGUGAAGGAUGUGGAGGAGAAGAGUAAAGAGUUUGUGCAGAAGGUGGAGGAGAAGAGCAUUGACCUCAUCCAGAAAUGGGAGGAGAAAUCCCGCGAGUUCAUUGGCAACUUCCUACAGAUGUUCGGACCGGAGGGAGCACUGAAGCACAUGCUGAAGGAGGGGAAAGGCAGAAUGUUACAGGCCAUCAGUCCGAGACACAGUCCCAGCAGCAGCCCCACACGAGAGCGCUCGCCCUCCCCAAGCUUUCGUCUACCCUUCUUCGCUAAAACCUCCCCUCCACCCUCCCCCUCCUCCCAGCACAGCGGUGCCCUGUCUGGCUACACCUUUGCUCCCCGUAGACAGGCCAUCAGCGACGAUGAGGACGAUGAAGAUUAGAAUGUGUUUGCCCUCCAUGCAUCUGUCUUCCAGUACUGGCAAUCGAACCUCAAGGCGAAGCAAUCCUUAUACCCAAAUACUGUAUGUUUCGAUCUCAGUAUUUUAGCUGAUUUUAGAGAUGUGAAGGUAAAAUGAACCACACAAAGUGCACUGUCAGCCCGGAAGUUCUCGUAGGGACUUGAAUUUGUGGAGGGUUUAAAUAAUAAUUGGCAGUGAUGGGAUGCGUGUAUUAAAACUUAAGCAUCUUGUUUUGAAGAUUGAUAGGAAUUAGCGCCCAUGGUAUUAAUACCUUUUAUUUUUGUUGCUGGUUCAAAGUUCAGUUUUAAUGAUUCUUUUGUUUUUAUCAUAAUAUAUAGUUGUUAGACAUUACAUAGUUAAUGUUGCGUUUGUAAUGAGUGAGACUAGAGGGAAAUGUCGAAACCACCAUUUGCUCCAAUCAUGUGUUUUGAAUUCAUGGUCUGUUCAAGACAUGAGAAGGACUAUUUGCUUUAUUGCAUUAUCAUUGUUGUCACAAUGUAAAAGAUUAGCUUGAAAUAGCUACAAGCAUGACUUUUGUUGGAAAAUAAGUGCACAAUCAAUGUAAAAUGAGAGCUUGCUUAAUCGAAUGAACUUUUGGAUAUUUGUGUCAUGCUAACACAAAUCAGAUUUCUAAACUUUCCUUAAAACAGAACGUUUAACAACACUAUAUACUUAUCAUAGAGUCAUAAAAUGUUCAUGUGAAAAUGUAACAAGAAAGAACAGUAAAUUUAUUUGACACUUUGUU